Molecule: messenger RNA, 1597 nt
Organism: Athene cunicularia (burrowing owl)
Lineage: Eukaryota; Metazoa; Chordata; Aves; Strigiformes; Strigidae
Gene: CDK2AP1
Product: cyclin dependent kinase 2 associated protein 1
Exons: 4
Coding region: 564-836 (90 amino acids)
Cellular component (GO): cytoplasm; nucleus
Source: RefSeq, a predicted model, not a curated record
CUAAGACCCAGGGUUUCUCCUUGAGAUUAUCAUACAGAGUGAUAGGUCAGAAAGCUCAGGGUCCGUUACCCUGUGCGAUACUAAUACCCCCACAAUUAAUUUCAUUUUCAUGAUUGCAUCAUCUUAAAUUAAGGUGAAAUCAAGGGUUCUUUUUUUUUUUUUCCCCUCCAGCUGAGUUUGACUGGCACAACUUCUGACAUGGGUGUAUGGAGACUGGUACCACGGCCAAGUCAAAUCCUUUUCUUUGUUCUCUGGGCCUGCUGCUGCUGAUAAAGUGGUCGGCGCAUGGCAUUAUGUCUUAUUACAUUUUUGAUGCAGACUGCAAAGAAACGGGUAAACUCACCAUGGUUACCACGAUCUGUCAUUUGGCAGGGCAUGCCGUACUCAGCGAUGGCCUCUAGUGUCUGCAGCACAGCUCUGCACAUGGCGUGGGUACCGCAGACAAUACAGCACCCCUGCCUGCCCGGGCGCCGCGCCUCCCCGCAUCUGCACUCCGAAUUCACACCCGGAGCCGUGCUCCAACUCCGGCGGCAGCUGGGAGUGUUCACUCUCCUUCCACAAGUAUGGCAACAUCUGCGCAAUAUAGACAGCUUAUAAAUGACUACGGACCCCCAUCUCUAGGCUAUACACAAGGGAUGCAGGGUACCAGCAGCAGUCAAGUACCGCAGAGCAAAUACGCAGAACUUCUAGCGAUCAUAGAAGAAUUAGGAAAAGAGAUUAGACCCACAUACGCUGGGAGUAAAAGUGCGAUGGAGAGGCUAAAAAGAGGCAUUAUUCAUGCUAGAGGAUUAGUUCGGGAAUGCUUGGCUGAGACGGAACGAAAUGCAAGAUCCUAGCCCACUAAUUCAGUUGCAAGAUUUUCCAUCUCUUAAUGAAGAAAAAGUAACACUUAUUCCUUUUGACUCUUGAAACAUUCAGACAAAUUCCUUUAUUUUGAAUGUUUUACCGUUCUUGUUUUGCCCUUACAAAAAAUGUAUAGUUAAGAAUGAGAAAACAAGGAUUUUUCAACUUACUGAGGGUUUGCAUUUUGUAAAGACGUUAAAACUCCCUAAAAUGUUUCUAAAACAUGAAAACUGAACUGCAUGCAGAAGAAUGCUCUUUCUCUCCCAGGCUAUAUUUCAGUUCUCUUCUUAUCCAGCCACAGUCUCAUUCUGUUUUUUUUCUCUUGACUAUAUUCACUUAACCCCAAACCGUCAAUCUUUCAAAGUUUGACAUAAGCUCUGAGGAUUUUUUUUAAUAAAUGCAGAAUAGCAUGCUGUACCUAGUAGUCUGCUAAGUCACAAUUUGUCAUACAGCAUAGGCCCUGCUUAGAAAUAACCCUCCCCUUCUCUUAUUUUUCCUUUUUUGUUCGUUUUGCAUAAACAUUUGCAUGACUGUUAGUGCUUUGAAGUCCAUUUAAAGUGCAUGAGUUAUAUGGAAAAUAGGGAAACCUAUUAAAUAAUAACAAGGUCCUGGAAAGCUAAUUUCUACAUUAAGGCUGGAGAUUUCAGUUUAAAGUUUGCCAAAAAAAGAAAAUUCUGGAUAAAUUACUAAAACUGUUAUUUGCAUCUUUGUAUGUAUUUAUUACUUGACGUAAUAAAGCUUAUUUUCAUUAACA